AUGACCAAUCUUUCGACCGUCUCUUAUCCUCGCACUGGCAAGAGAGGUGUACCUCAGCAGUUUCCAAGACGACUUUAUGAGAUGCUCGAGGGCGAAGCCAAAAUUGCUGCCUCAGGAAACCAAGGCAAAGUUGUGAUUUCCUGGUCAGAAUCAGGAAAGGCAUUCAGGAUUUUCGAUGUAGACUCUUUCAUGGCUUCUGUUCUUCCAAAGUAUUUCCGUACCAAGAAGUUCAGUUCCUUCCAGAGAAAUCUAAAUUUGUAUGGCUUUGCCAAAGUACGAAGAGGUCCCGACACAGACAUGUACGCACACCCAUGCUUCGCCAGAGGCUAUCCAGAGUCCUUGGCACAGCUGCGAAAAUCGGCAACUUCGUCACGCAGACGUCUUUCUCAACAACCUUCCACCGAUGAGAGCGAUGGAAGUAGUUGUGAUGGCUCGCUUGUGAGGUCGAUAACACCGUCUCCAACAAGAAAUGUCAUACAACCCGUUCCUCAAAGUAGGAUCCAAGAAGUCACAUCCCAAACCCGCUACCUAAACUCUGCGUGGCUCACACUUUGUGCACCAUCAUUGCCAACCCAGAGUGCCCACACUCCUAUUUCGUUUCUACCACCUCGCAAGACAGACGGCUCUGGAAGGCUUGAUCUCUUGGCUCUUGCUAUUGAGAGAGAACAGCGCCAUGUAAAUGCUUUGUAA
This is a messenger RNA of Cylindrotheca closterium, 690 nucleotides long. The record is from the annotation of a GenBank genome assembly. Lineage: Eukaryota; Bacillariophyta; Bacillariophyceae; Bacillariales; Bacillariaceae.